UUUGAUACAAUACUAAUAAAAAAUUAAUACAAAAUUAAACAGUUAAAAAAAAAUUAAAAUUAUAUUUACUGAUCAAAGAAAAAAUGCAAAUUUAAAGUCAUAGAAUUUUGGCCUUAUCCAUUCUUAUAUUUAAGCGCAGUGAUAAACGCAACAUGCAAAUCAAAAAUGGCAGAAAGAUGAUGCAUUUUAAGCGAAAAUCGGAAACUCAAAUCAAAUCGAAAGAACAAAAACUCAACAUUACUUUAAAAAGUAACGAAAAACAAAAAACAACUAAAAAGCAACAUUUUAAUAACAAUACCUUUACAACGAACAAAAGAAAAUUACAGUUACGCCUGCAAAAUACCAAUAAACUUACAAAUUUCUAUCCCUUUUACAAGAACAAAUAUCAAAAUAAAGUUAAAACUUUAGAUAAAAAUAUCCGUAAGUUUCCCUAUAACAAUGGAAAAAAUUUGAAAAAUAAGCAGGAAACUUUAACAAUUUUAAACCAAACGUCUCCAGAAUAUAAACUAGCUCAAAGAUUACAAUUGUUAGUCAAAGCUGCUGAUAUUGUAAGCUCUCGAGAAAACCCGAAACUUAGAUAUAUUAUAGCUAAAGCCUUAAAGGAAAAUAUACCCUGGAGUAGUAUUGAAUCAAUAUUACAAGAAUGUUUUGGCCAGAAAAAAAUCGACAAAAAUUUUUAUCUUUUGCAAUUGAGUUUCCACAAAAAGGUCUCUCUUUUAUUGAGUGUACGGGCCACCAGUAUUAUUUUAUUUAAGAAAUCCUUAAGGUCAAUUAUGAAAAAGUUUAAAUCUUGUUAUGCAAAUGUUUUAGAACAUUUUAAUUACAAUUGUAAAGUAGAAGCCUUGGCUUCUUUUAAAACUGCUUUGAAAUUUACAAGUUUUGAAAGGCAAUUAUCUCAAGAUGCUAUGGAAAUUCAAGCAGAAGCAGUGGAAAUUAUGGAUUAUGAAACGGGGGGAGUUAAGUUUCAAUGUCAUCCUUUACAACUCCCCAAAAUGGUGGAAAAGUUGGAGAAAAGAAAUUAUAAAAUUUUGUUUACUGAUUAUGGUUUUCAAGCUUUGGAUAGAGUUGCAUUGGUGGGGAAAGAGCGUGGGGAGUAUGGAGAAUUUUUAAAUUAUUUGUUGGAGUUUAAAGAAAUUGAACAAUAUUAUGAUAAUUUUUUUGUGGAAGAGUUAGAAAAAACGGAGGAAAUGGAUAAAAUAAAAAUGCAACAACUUUAAAAGUGUAAGAAUUUUUCGACUAAUUUUUAAGAAAAAUUUCCCACAAACAAACAUUUAAGUAAAAUUUUUGUCACAACUAAAUAUUCAGAGAUCAAAAAUUGU
Molecule: messenger RNA, 1319 nt
Organism: Lucilia sericata (common green bottle fly)
Lineage: Eukaryota; Metazoa; Arthropoda; Insecta; Diptera; Calliphoridae
Exons: 2
Coding region: 153-1217 (354 amino acids)
Cellular component (GO): mitochondrion
Source: RefSeq, a predicted model, not a curated record